Molecule: messenger RNA, 1844 nt
Organism: Dendroctonus ponderosae (mountain pine beetle)
Lineage: Eukaryota; Metazoa; Arthropoda; Insecta; Coleoptera; Curculionidae
Product: epsilon-sarcoglycan
Exons: 7
Coding region: 310-1596 (428 amino acids)
Cellular component (GO): sarcoglycan complex
Source: RefSeq, a predicted model, not a curated record
GAUGAAUUUUUAGUCUCUAUAUAAAUCGCUCAAAGAAAAUUUGGAUUAUUUUUUCCGAAAAAAACCAGUUUGAAAUGCCACGCCUCUACACUUCCUUCGUUAUUUUAUACGUCGAUAAACCUCUGUUAAAAAAAUAAACGUCGCGACGCCGACGCCGCUGCUAAAAUAGACGACGUCGACGCAGCCCCCGUUUCAUUCGCGUUCCAGAAUUUAGAUUAUCCAGUCUCAUAUUGAUUCCCCUUAGUUUCUUUCUAAAUGUCUGUUAAAAUCUGGAUUAUCUAGUAAUUUACUUGUGGCUGGUGAGAAAAAAUGGCAACCAGUUCUUUUGCGCUAACCUGGGCUCUUUCCCUGCUAACUGUCUGGUUAGUAGGCCAGGCCGAGACCAAGGUAUAUAAUGUACUGGAAACCGAAGUGUUCGUCAUUGAACUGGACGCUUCCUUGUUCAAUUGGACCUACGAUGAUCGGCCAGAGCAAGUUGAACUGAUGCCAGCACUUGCCAAUUAUGCAGACUUACCUUCUUGGAUCUACUAUGUAGAUAGCAGGAUGCAUCAAUCGAAAUUCUUAUAUGGCGUUCCACCCACUUUACCACAACCUGAACCGGUGGUACAUUUAAUUAUCGUUUCGUUGAACAGGCACAAGGGUUACACAGUCAGUGUUAAACCGAUUGACAUCGAAAUCCAAGAAAAGCUCAAUCCGGCACUCUACGAAGUGAACAUGAAAAUCGACAAUUUGAACGUGACCGAUAUGUUUAUUGGUGAUCACAUGAACGCGCUAAAAGAGAUUUUCACUCGGGUUUUAUGGAAAAACACCGAUUAUGAGAUAUAUGUCACGUUUUUGAAAAGUGCCCUCGAAUUGGGGGCGAGAAAACCGCUAAGACCGCAAGAAGGCGAAGGGGUGGUGAUCAGACUGGGCAGUAGAUCAAUGUUCUCCACUGAAUUGCUAGAAUUGCAAAAGGAGGUUCAGCCUUUAAAUAAGAUGCAACCCUGUCCGAGAAACUUCAAAAGAACUUCAGUGGAAAGAUUUUUUAGAGAUGCGGGAUUUAUUUUAGACUGGUGUGCAUUUCACCUGAUAGAAAGAAAAGUAAACAAAUCAGCGCAGCAAAAGUCGGACAUUGACUAUGAAAAUCUUGAGGAGUUCGGAGAUAGUGCGUCCAUAUCGUUUUAUCGGCAAAACGUUCCCGAGAGGCCUUACAGGAAAGAACUGAUAAUAGCGAUUGGUAUCCCGAUGAUGAUCAUGACUGUGCUAGUGGUGGUUUUAUCAUUCAUUAUCUGCUAUAAAAACGACAUGGCCGAUGAACAAAGCGAAUUUUUCUUUGAAAACAUUUUCCAUAUUUGUGUCGAUUGGUAUAAUGAAAGAAUCAAUAUUUCCAACGAACUGGCAACUUAUGAGGAGCAAUCGACUCCUCAGCGAUUUUUGGCAGCCAAGAAUCAGACCGAUCCCAGUCUGAUAAUAAGCAGAGAACAAAACGUUUCCCCUGAUGGCCUGCUUUUAAGCUGUAAUCACAGUGAUAGCCCUAAUUCUACACUAGCUCGAGGAGUUCAUUGCAGGCCGAGUCCGCCUCCAUACGUUCGACCCCUGUAUAAGCCAGAAAUUUGACAAGAAGAAAUCCUUGCGCUUACAAACGAGCAUCAAGUUGUAAAAAUGGAUAGAAACACUUGGUUCUGUUAGAAAAUGUUGAAAUGGUUUUUCCUGUAAGUAGUUUAUGCAUUGUUUUAUCGUUAGAGAUAUGAGAGGGAGCUUUUACUCUAGAGUCUAGAAGAAUCAUGGCGUUUGAAUCUUAGAAACGAUUUUUGUCCCAGAAUAUGGAGGACAACAGCAAAUAAACAGAUUAAGUGUGUUUGUAA